GAAGAAGAGGAAGAGGAGGAAUGACACGAAAGCAAAUCAACGCAGCUGUUAGGAGGGAAAUGCAAAAGGAAAGGAAAAAAGCGUACGCUGUUGGAACGUACGGACAACAUGGUUCUGCGUACGUUUCAUCAGCGUACGCUUCCACAGGAUACGCCGCAGCACCACCGCCGCCUCCACUGUCAUAUCCGCUGCCUCCACCGUCGUACCUACCACCGCCGCCUCUACCGUCGUAUCCGCCGCCUCCAGUGUCGUAUCCGCCUCCAAUGUAUCCGUAUUAUUAUCGCGGUUAUUAUUAAAAGAGAUGUAAUUUUUUUAUAAAUAAAAAUUUUUAAUUGAA
Monomorium pharaonis (pharaoh ant) is the source of this 337-nucleotide messenger RNA. RefSeq names its product proline-rich antigen-like. The transcript is spliced from 2 exons. The coding region runs from base 21 to 296 and encodes 91 amino acids. Lineage: Eukaryota; Metazoa; Arthropoda; Insecta; Hymenoptera; Formicidae. The record is from RefSeq and is a predicted model, not a curated record.